Mercenaria mercenaria is the source of this 3615-nucleotide messenger RNA. Its product is annotated as cornifelin homolog A-like. Bases 178 to 630 code for a protein of 150 amino acids. NCBI's taxonomy places the organism in Eukaryota, Metazoa, Mollusca, Bivalvia, Venerida, Veneridae. The transcript has 4 exons. The record is from RefSeq and is a predicted model, not a curated record.
UUAAUCACAGGAAGGCAUAAUGAAAACGCUGAACAUAUGUGACCAUUGACAGAUCUAAUUUCUAUUUACAUACUAGAAGCAUAUUACUACUUGUGUGUAUUAAUUUACGUGUGUAGUUUGUUCCAAUCUUUGCCGAUUCCAUUCAAGAUUCGGAAAACUGCUUGAAGUAAUAUUAAGAUGAGCGACAAAGAGCCGAUAACAUCGCAGCCCAGCAAGAAUAAAGCUGACUACGAGAAGCUUGAAUCUGGACAAGGAUCUGUAGUAGCCUCGCCUUCAAGUCAAUCUUACUCAAAGUUUGGAAUGGACACUAUUUUAGUGACUACUUCCAUUGAUGGUAACAGAGACUGGACAUCCAGCCUUUUCGACUGUAUGCAGGACAAAUUGAACUGCUUAUUUGUAGUCUUCUGUUCUCCAUGUGUAACAUGUCAACUUGGUACUAGAAUUGGUGAAUGCUUGUUUAUGCCAUUAUUUGUACCGGGAGCCAUCUUAACAAUGAGAACUAGAUUAAGGACCCUUGGUGGAAUUCAGGGUUCAAUUUGCAACGACUGCCUAAUGUCUUCUUUGUGUGGUCCGUGUGCUUUAUGCCAAAUGAAGAGAGAAAUGGACGUCAUGGGACUCGGAACUGAAUAGUAUUCGACUGUUCGCUUUAUCUCAACUAUAAUGUGACAUUCCCUUUUGUAGAUGACAUUAUCUUAGUUGCAUGUACCUGAAGAUGCGUAUUCACUAUUUGCUUACAUACACGGCAACAAGCUACGACCUAAGUAACUUUAAUACAACGUCACACUGGUCAGUUCAGUUAUAUAGGAAAAGUUGAUUUCAUAUAAAGUACAGGAGAUGGGAAAAACUAUUUGCUUAGUUUAUUCCGUUUACAUUUUUCCAUUGUUAUCGAAAUCACAUAUACUUAAUUUGUACUUACAAUAGAAUAAUUUACCAGUGUAACUAACAUAAUCAGUAUACUAAGCAAAUGAUCACCAUUUGUGGUUAUUAAUAUAUAUAUAUAUAUCCCAAAUGUAUUGUAAUUCAACAAUACGGAUAUAAAUAUAGGGAAAAGAAGAAAAUGAAGGAGAUCCACUAAUAUUACAUAUGCGGUUUAAUCAAACCGAGCCUGCAACAUUUUCAUUUUUGUCGUGUUGAGCGACCUGUGAAGUUUCCACUUUUUUCUAUUUUAUUUAGAUUCUAUCCAACAAUAAUCUAUAUAUACAUAAUCACGCAUACUAUUUCUACUUUUAUUGGAUUUACAGAUGUAUUGUAUUACAUUCAUUAUUGAUCGUGAUGCUUAUUGAGACGAAAUUAUAAUAGGUUAAUUCCAAUACAGGCUAAAUCAUACACACAUUAAGUCAUAAGUCAUAGGCUAAAUCAUAUACACAAUAAGUCUUAGGCUAAAUCAUAUACACAAUAAGUCUUGGAAUCUAUAAACGUCUGAACAUGUGGGGUUUCUUCACUAAUUAUGUUCUAUAAGAAAGCCGGAGAAGUGGGAAUUGUAAUCGUAUGCGUUUCCAUCAUUUUGUCCAUGUACUGUACUAUUCCUUAGGCACGAAAUCCAUAUACUGUCACCAGCAUCUAAGUGUAUCAUACUGGAUGUACUUCUAUGCUCCCAGUGAGACCCGCCUUCCAGAAACAAGUAACCAUAUCCUCUGCCAGCCACAUUUUUCACAAUUUGCACAGUAAAGUCAUGGUGCGGCGAAGCACAAAGUGUGACACCGAUUUGAUACGUUCCACUUCUUGGUGCAGUAAAUCUCCCGUUUGUCUUGUUGUAGGCAGAACCAUGAUUAAUUUUGAUGCUGUCAAAAACAAUUGUUUUUCCAGGUAAACAUCCAGUCACGGAAUGAGAUAAUGUUACCAGAAAUGACACACCUGUAAAUACAUUUUGAGCAAUGCAAUCAACCAAAUCUUUUCACACAACGAAUAACGUUACUACUAAGCCUAAACACAAGUACAUAUUUGAAAAUAUUAACACAAAAAUAAAUAUUCCUUUGCUCCUCUCUAAAUAGCAUAUGUUAUAAAAUUCUAUUUCAUUAGUACAAGUAAUAGAAAGAGCAUUAAAACUCGAGGGUAAACGAUUUGUACGAGGGGGCGUAGCCUCCGAGCAUAAAUCGUUUACCCGAGAGUUUUAAUGUUCUUUCUGUUUUGUAUCAUAGCCAUCCAUAUAUGGUAGUUGUAGGCGUUCCACAGUGCCAUAAACAGCAGUUCAGUGAGUACUUAAAAUCCUUGCUUUACAAAUGUGUAAAGCCCAGGUAAAAUAAACCAAUGCAAGAGUAGAAAAUCAAUAAAAUACACUUCGCUGUCUACUGUUCCAGACACGCUAGCAUACUUUCCUAUCCAACAGUGCGGUAACUAGCGUGCGGGUAUUAAAUACCUUCACACUUUUCGUUACCGCACCCGGUAUUCAGAGUACACGAAUUACCUGCACCAAAUUUGUUAAGAAAAAACACCGAGCUAUGAUACAACUUUUAGUUAAGCAAAUGAAAAUGUACUUAAAUACGUCCAAUAUAGAGAUAAUAAAGAAUUUAUUCCUGAAAAUGUUAUCAAUGUCUCUUAUUGCAAGGAUAUUGACGGAACCGAUUGAUUCUCGCCGACAUUUUUUUUGUUUAUUACGACUACUUUUUAAAAUAUAAUAUAUAAGACACAAGACUGCAAUAACUUGAUUUACAGUCUUGUGCACUUCCUGACAAGUAAACUAGUUGCAAAGUCAUUAUCUGGCUUGAGCAAAACAAAAUGUUAUAAUAAAAGUUGUUAUCAUUUGAAAUGAUAUGUCUGGGGGUUAUGCUCCUGAAAAGUUAAGAGUAGGUAAAUAAAGGGAAACAAAAAUUGGAUAUAUCUUAAAAAUAUUCAAUACCUGUGUUUCAAGCACAAAUCUUUUGUAUGCUCGCUCAUCUAUCUUUACACGUGAAAUAGUACUGGUCAUAAUUGUUUAGAAAUUAGUAUCAUCAACUGUGUACAUUUAACGUACUAUAUUGCUUUGUUUUCAAAUUUUUAUCUCUUUUCUUUCCUGAAAUACAGUCUUAGCUUUAAAUCUUAUUACCUCCCUUUAAUUUCAAUACCUGUGUUUCAAGCACAAAUCUUUUGUAUGCUUGCUCAUCUAUCUUUACACGUGAAAUAGUACUGGUCAUAAUUGUUUAGAAAUUAGUAUCAUCAACUGUGUACAUUUAACGUACUACAUUGCUUUGUUUUUAAAUUUUUAUCUCUUUUCUUUCCUGAAAUACAGUCUUAGCUUUAAAUUUUAUUACCUCCCUUUAAUUUUUGAUGCUAUUUCUAUAAUUGGCUAUAUACCACUUUUGUCAUAAAGAACGUGAGGGUAAUUUGAGCAAUUCUUUCUCUUUACUGUAUCCAUAAUUGAUUUUUAAGCUAUUAUUACUUUUUAAGUAAUCAUUUUGAUAUUAUUUCUUAUGGUACAAAUAUAUGUGUUUCAAGUUUUGUGUGCAUACAUACACAGGGUAUUCUUGAGUGGAUAAUACAUUUUUCUUGAAGUUUGCCGCAACGUCUGUUUACGACGUUUCCCGUAAUUUUUGUUAUGACGUGACGUCAUUGUACAUUAUUUCAAAAUGUAAACUGCCUGAAGAUAUGUGUAUUGAAAGCGCUUGCAGUGAAGAAUUAAAAUAAUUGUAAAACACAGAA